This is a messenger RNA of Scheffersomyces coipomensis, 1323 nucleotides long. Its product is annotated as prohibitin subunit. Gene Ontology annotation, cellular component: mitochondrion; membrane. The transcript has a single exon. Bases 416 to 1267 code for a protein of 283 amino acids. Gene Ontology annotation, biological process: mitochondrion organization. NCBI's taxonomy places the organism in Eukaryota, Fungi, Ascomycota, Pichiomycetes, Serinales, Debaryomycetaceae. The record is from RefSeq and is a predicted model, not a curated record.
CUAAUUUUAAAGUUAGUUACUUUUGAUGGUGUAACUUCAUUAGUGCUAUGAUUGAUGGAUGCAAAAAUAAUCAUACCCCGACCUAUAACAUCAUAAAUUACUCUUAUUUCACCAAACCACUCCAUACAUACCAUACCACAUACUAUUACAACCAUCCAAUAUCAUUACUAUAUAUCAUUCAUAUAAUAACUUAUCAAUUAAUUGUAAUAUUAAUAAUUCACCAUAGUAAAUAAAGGGACGUGUACCAAAUCCCAAAAAAUCAUCAAACCGAAAAAUUGAAAAAGGGAGAGAAACGAAGUAUGGAUGAAUGAUAUUAUAUGGUGGCGGAUACUGCUUCAUCUUACUUCAACUUUCAAAGUCAAAAGAUCACAUCUAAUAAUACCAAUUAGAUCAUAUAUCGACUACUACUAAUAUAAUGUCACAACGAAUUGCUGAGAUAAUAUCAAAAAUUGCCAUUCCUGCUGGGUUAGCCAUUGCCUUAGGUCAAUCAGCUCUUUAUGAUGUUGAAGGUGGUAAAAGAGCAGUUAUAUUUGAUAGAUUAAAUGGGGUUCAACAAAGUGUUAUUGGUGAAGGAACUCAUUUCUUAAUUCCUUGGUUACAAAAAGCCAUUAUAUUUGAUGUUCGUACUAAACCAAAAACUAUUGCCACUACUACUGGUUCUAAAGAUUUACAAAAUGUUUCAUUAACUUUAAGAGUAUUACAUAGACCUGAAGUAUUACAAUUACCAAAGAUUUAUCAAAGUUUAGGAUUGGAUUAUGAUGAAAGAGUCUUACCUGCUAUUGGUAAUGAAAUUUUAAAAUCGAUUGUUGCUCAAUUCGAUGCUGCUGAAUUAAUUACGCAAAGAGAAGUUGUAUCAGCUAGAAUUAGACAAGAAUUAUCAAGAAGAGCCAAUGAAUUUAAUAUUAGAUUAGAAGAUGUUUCAAUCACUCAUAUGACUUUUGGUAAAGAAUUCACUAAAGCCGUUGAACAAAAACAAAUUGCUCAACAAGAUGCUGAAAGAGCUAAAUAUUUAGUGGAAAAGGCUGAACAAGAAAGAAAAGCAGCUGUUAUAAGAGCUGAAGGUGAAGCUGAAUCCGCUGAAACUGUUUCAAGAGCUUUAAGUAAAGCUGGAGAUGGAUUAUUAUUAAUUAGAAGAUUAGAAGCUUCUAAAGAAAUUGCUAAAACUUUAGCUAAUUCUCCAAAUGUUUCAUAUAUCCCAAGUAGUAAUGGUGGUAAUGGUGAUGAUAGUGGUUCAAAGAAUUCAUUAUUAUUAAACAUUGGUCGUUAAUUGCUCCAACCUUUAAAAAUUAAAUGUAAAUAGUCUAUAAUUAUAUAUAUAUUCCC